Leucoraja erinaceus (little skate) is the source of this 5462-nucleotide messenger RNA. Its product is annotated as disks large homolog 1-like. Gene Ontology annotation, cellular component: postsynaptic density membrane; neuromuscular junction; neuron projection. The record is from RefSeq and is a predicted model, not a curated record. NCBI's taxonomy places the organism in Eukaryota, Metazoa, Chordata, Chondrichthyes, Rajiformes, Rajidae. The transcript has 27 exons. Gene Ontology annotation, biological process: chemical synaptic transmission; neurotransmitter receptor localization to postsynaptic specialization membrane. Gene Ontology annotation, molecular function: kinase binding. The coding region runs from base 904 to 3798 and encodes 964 amino acids.
CCAUUUUGGUGGAAAGUUUGGGAAAUUUACUCAGUCAGUCAGUCGCCGGGAGGAGGCGGAGGUGGAGCGGCAAAGUUUGAGGAACGCGGGCGGAGAGAGAGAGGGGAAAAAAAGAGAAGAAUCACCGGGACACCGGUCUGAUGCCGUGGAGGGAAUAACCGGAGACCGAGCGACUGGCGCUGGUGGAGGAUCACCCCUCGGGUCGGAGAGCCUCGGCAGCGUCAACUCCCCCGACCCUGAGGAGUGGGUCUCACUUCACACACAUACAUACACACACUCAGGAGGGGGGAGGCCGACGUCCCCACCAAGGGUGCCAGGCAGAUAGACUUGGAGGGGGCGGGAAACCAACGCCGCCCCCUCCCUAUCCCAGCGGAGAAGUAGCAGGGACCCGUCUCAAAUUGCCCCACUCUUUUGAAUGGAAGCAACUGGUUGCGGGAGCUUGUGAAUCUCAGAGCGGCAGCGAUCGGUACCAGCGUCCACCUAGUCAAGUGGCGAGGAAAGGGGAAUUCUCCGCCAGUCACCUUGAAAAAUUAGGACACCGGCGAAGAUUCGGACUCAUCAUAUCCUGACUCAUCAUAUCCCAAUUGAGUGUUUUCUGGCAUUAGGAGAAGGCGGCUCUGUAGUUUUUUCGUUUAAAAGUCAGAGAUGUGGGCUUGAGACAUUAAACUGGUUACUUUUUUUUGAAAGAAAAAGAAAAGAAACGUUUGCCUUUUAAGAUUAAGAGUUAGUGAAAUUACAGGGUGUAUGCAUUUAACGCCUUAUUUUCUCGGGGUGGGAACUUUGGAAUCUCACCAAUAAUUUUUAAAGCACUGAAGAAAGGAAACUAUCACCAACUUCCACAGAAUAAUUUAGACUUGAAGUUGAGGGAAUUGCCAUCUGUGCAGGGAAACCCUCUGCGAGAGGAUGCCAAUUCGAAAGCAAGAUGCGCAGCGAGCUCUGAAGCUCUUGGAGAAUUAUCGUGCCAAGCUCGGUAAGACCGAGGACCGUCAACUCCGUGCGUCCAUCGAAAGAGUCAUCAAUAUAUUCCGGAGCAACCUCUUCCAAGCAUUAAUAGAUAUUCAGGAAUUUUAUGAGGUGUCAUUGCUGGAUAAUCAACUGGUUCUUCCUCAGAAAACGACUGGCAUUAUUCCAGCUGUCCGUAACUGGGAUAUUUCUAGCCUUCCAAACACUGCUGUCACAUCGGAAUUGCUACCCAUCAGCCUUAGCCCCAGUGCAGAGGAUCACUCUCUGCUGAAUGAAAUACUUGAUGUUCUUCAGACUUCUGUUCCUACUCAGGUUAUAAAUAAGUAUCGUUAUCAAGAUGACGAUGCAUCUCCGCAAGAACACGGCUCUCCGCAGAUUAGCAAUGACGUGAAAGGCCCAGAGCUUGUACAUGUGUCAGAGAAGAACAUCUCUCAGAUUGAGAACAUUCAUGGUUUUGUUUCUCAGUCACAUAUAUCUCCAAUGAAGCAGAUAGAGGCUACUCCUCCCUCUACUCCUGUAAUCCCUGUGAUCCCUGUUAUGCCAGUCCCCGCUGAAGCCAGUAUCUUCUCGUCUGACAUUCAACAGGCGAAUCCACCUCCGGUUGUGGUGAAUACAGAUACUUUGGAGUCUCAACCAUACGUCAACGGUACUGAUACAGACUACGAAUAUGAAGAAAUCACGCUGGAGAGGGGGAAUUCUGGCCUCGGAUUCAGCAUUGCAGGUGGUACUGAUAAUCCACAUAUUGGUGACGAUCCAAGUAUAUUCAUUACAAAAAUCAUUGCAGGAGGUGCAGCUGCACAGGAUGGAAGAUUGCGGGUGAAUGACUGCAUCCUUCGAGUAAAUGAUGUAGACGUAAGGGAAGUAACGCACAGCAAAGCAGUAGAAGCUUUAAAAGAGGCCGGAUCGAUUGUGAGAUUAUAUGUGCGGAGAAGGAAACCAGUCACAGAAAAAAUCUUAGAGAUAAAACUAGUUAAAGGGCCAAAAGGUCUUGGUUUCAGUAUAGCUGGAGGUGUCGGAAACCAGCACAUUCCUGGAGAUAACAGCAUCUAUGUAACCAAAAUUAUUGAAGGAGGGGCUGCUCAUAAAGAUGGCCGGUUGCAGAUAGGAGAUAAAAUUCUGGCAGUUAACACAGCCAGUCUAGAUGAAGUUACCCAUGAAGAUGCAGUGACGGCUUUAAAAAACACAGCAGAAGUGGUAUACUUGAAGGUCGCAAAGCCAACCAGCAUGUACGUGCAUGAUGGGUACGCACCUCCAGACAUCACCAAUUCCUACUCACAGUUGGAAAACCAUAUUGCACCACCCACCUAUGUAGGAAGUACAGAAUACAAACAGUCUCUUCCUCCAUCAUCGCCAGGCAGAUACUCCCCAAUUACUAAAGUCGUGGGUGAUGACGAAAUGACCAGGGAACCUAGAAAAGUGGUUUUGCAUCGAGGAUCAACAGGACUAGGCUUCAACAUUGUUGGUGGUGAAGAUGGAGAAGGAAUCUUCAUUUCCUUCAUAUUGGCAGGAGGCCCAGCUGACCUGAGCGGUGAACUAAGAAAAGGAGACAGAAUCAUUUCGGUGAAUGGUAUUGACCUGCGGAGUGCCACCCAUGAACAGGCAGCAGCAGCACUGAAAAAUGCUGGCCAAGCAGUGACCAUUGUAGCGCAAUACAGGCCAGAGGAAUACAGCAGAUUUGAAGCCAAAAUUCAUGACUUGCGGGAGCAGAUGAUGAACAGCAGUAUCAGCUCUGGAUCGGGGUCACUGCGAACCAGCCAGAAGCGGUCCCUCUAUGUCAGAGCUUUGUUUGAUUAUGACAAGACCAAAGACAGUGGUCUGCCAAGCCAAGGCCUUAAUUUCAGUUUUGGCGAUAUCCUUCACGUGAUCAAUGCAUCAGAUGACGAGUGGUGGCAGGCCCGACAGGUGACGUUGGAUGGCGAGAGUGAGGAAAUCGGAGUGAUCCCAAGCAAACGAAGGGUUGAAAAGAAAGAACGGGCCAGGUUAAAGACUGUGAAAUUCAAUUCAAAAUCAAGAGAUAAAGGGCAGUCAUUCAAUGACAAGCGUAAAAAGAACAUCUUUUCCCGAAAAUUCCCCUUCUACAAGAGCAAGGAGCAGAGUGAGCAGGAAACCAGUGAUCUUGAACAGCAUGUAACCUCUAAUGCCAGUGAUAGUGAAAGUAGUUACCAAAUAAUGAUUACAGAUGAGUAUGGUGAAACGAGAGGUGGCCAGGAAGAUUAUGUCCUCUCCUACGAACCAGUUGGCCAACAGGAGGUCCGAUACUCUCGACCAGUUAUCAUCCUCGGACCCAUGAAGGAUCGAAUUAACGAUGAUCUGAUCUCGGAGUUUCCAGACAAGUUUGGAUCAUGUGUUCCACACACAACUAGACCAAAGCGGGAUUAUGAAGUUGAUGGACGAGACUACCACUUUGUCACAUCUAGAGAACAAAUGGAAAAAGACAUUCAAGAUCACAAAUUUAUUGAAGCCGGACAGUACAACAAUCAUCUGUAUGGAACCAGUGUGCAGUCUGUGAGAGAAGUGGCAGAAAAGGGUAAACACUGUAUACUGGAUGUGUCAGGAAAUGCUAUUAAGAGACUUCAAAUAGCCCAGCUGCACCCGAUUGCUAUCUUCAUCAAACCAAAAUCAGUUGAAAACAUCAUGGAAAUGAAUAAGCGUCUAACAGCGGAUCAAGCAAGGAAAACGUUUGACAGAGCCAUAAAACUUGAACUGGAAUUUACAGAACAUUUCACAAGUAUUGUGCAGGGAAAUGUGUUGGAGGAGAUUUACACCCAGGUGAUACAGAUUAUUGAAGAGCAGUCCGGGCCUUAUAUCUGGGUCCCAACCAAGGAGAAACUGUGAAGUCAUGUCAUAAACAUUGUCCAUUGUGUGUGAUGGCUCUGGACCCCUUCUGCAGGAUUCAUUCAUUCCUGUGAUCACAGAUCUCUCUCUUUUGUGUGUCAUGAAAAGUGAUUUGUCUUUCAAAUGGGGGCAUUCACAUCUCUUUUGUUUUUGUGAAAAUUGCUUGUACGUGAUACUCGAUUAAAGUUACCACCAUUGUUUUAUUUACAUGAAGGGGCACGGCCAGACUAGUUGAUGAAGGGAGAUUCUAUGGUACAGUUCCUUAAUGUUUAAGGGCAACAAAUCUUCAGCAAUUUUCAGAAAAAGCUUUAUAUAUAUUUUUCUUUUAAAAAUAAACAAAGGGAAAGUAAUCUUCAUGUGUAGCAUUGGAUUUGGAAAAUAAUAAUUCUGAGCAGCUUUUUGCACGGUGAAUUUUGGAAGCAUGGUUUGGCAGUGGAAAUCCUGGCGGCUUUAUUGUUUAUAGUCUCCUUCAUUACCUGCCCAGGCUAUUGGGAGGUCUUUUACUUCUUCCUUUCAGUGCUGGUUAAUUGAGUCCUGCAUACAUUGAACAAACUAUAAAUCCACAUUAGUCUUUCAUGUGCAAAGGGAUUUUUAUUCACUUUACAGAGGUUCUAUAAUAGACCAUGCUUUUAGUUUUAUUUUCCUUUUGCCAGUGAAAAUGCACGAUAUAUGUUUAUAUUGAAUGCCGAUUAGAAUGCGUUCCUAUGAUACUGCGAACAUUACUUACAAUUUUGCAGAGAAUCUACUUUUAUGAAUUUGAUUAUUUAGGGUGGGAGGGGGAGCAAAGAGAAGCCGGUGAAUAUAGUGACUAUUUUAAUUGAUAACUGACUUGAUUUUCAAUAGGACUUUUUGAAUAGGGAUGUUCUGGGCAAUGCAGUGAAAACGAACAAGGAACUGACUGAGGAACAGAGCUGAAAUCUAAUCAUGACUGUUUGUAACGGGCUGUAAGAUUUGAGAUUUUAAGAUAUAUAAUAAUUAAUCCUCAGUAACUAUGUAUUUUGAUAUAAAUUAUCAACUAUAUUAAGCAUACUUUUAACAAAAUACACUAUAUAACAUACCAGGAAUAUAUAUUUUCUUUGCUUCUAACCAUUUCCUCCAUGAAUGUUUUCUUUAUUUUCCAAGUAGGUGUGAAUUAGUUUUCCCAUCUUUAACUAUUGUGGAUUACACGGGGAAUGUGGUGGUGGGGAGAAAUGGUAUUUUAAGAAAAGGUGCAGGAAAUAAUCAAAAGAGCCAAUUCUCUUCUGCCCCACCCCACUCCUGGAAGUUCUGUGUGAGAUUCUUCAGAGAUGUGCAUGUUUUCAAAACAUUAAAGGCAACUUUAAAUGAUUUUUUACAUUUUCUGUACGUUUCUAUGUGGGAAUUGCAAAUAUGUCAUAUCUUCCACUGUAGCUUUCAAUCAGACAUUUACAUGUUUUGUUUUGAGAGAAUUUAUUUUAGCAAUUAUAAGGUAUGUUCUCAAAUAAAGCUCUAUCACUACAUUAUUAGAUUAACUGCCUGGUACCUGACCUUUGCUAGUUAUUUGGAGAUGACAUGUUUUAUAUAGGAAUAAUAUUACAAGCAGUUCAGUACACAUGACCUCUGGUGCUGCAGUUUGUACAGACUCAUCUAUAUCCGUUCCAUUGUCAAAUGAGGGGAACAGCUAAUAAAAUUUAAUGUACAAUUUA